Molecule: messenger RNA, 653 nt
Organism: Drosophila gunungcola (fruit fly)
Lineage: Eukaryota; Metazoa; Arthropoda; Insecta; Diptera; Drosophilidae
Product: HIG1 domain family member 1A, mitochondrial
Exons: 1
Coding region: 143-445 (100 amino acids)
Biological process (GO): mitochondrial respirasome assembly
Cellular component (GO): mitochondrion
Source: RefSeq, a predicted model, not a curated record
UAUCGCUACUUACUGAUCGCCUGGAACCAGCUGGGUAUAAAAGCCAGCGAUCGCUCUCAUUCGUUAUUCAGUUAGCAACAAGUGAGCAAACUAGCACCAGCAAAGCAUUAUUCAAGUACAAUUUUCUUCACCUGCGUUCUAAAUGGGUUCCAAUUCCCUCUUUGAAACCGACGAAGAUGUUGCCCAGGCCAAAAAGUUGUCCAGAAAAGUCAAGGAAUCUCCCUUUAUGCUAGUGGGUAUUGCCGGGUUCGUGGCCGCUGGUUUGGUUGGAGCCUACAAAUACCGAAAUCGGGGAACAAUGAGCACCAGCGUCUUCCUAAUGCAACUGCGAGUGGCCGCCCAGGGAACCGUAGUCGGAUGUUUGACCGCCGGAUUGGCCUACACCAUGGUCAAAGAGUAUCUGCUCCACGAAGAGCCAAGGGAAAAUGCGAAGCCAGUCGACUAAAAAAGCGAUCUUUACGACCGCUACCGAUGCAAAAUGCCUUAACCCUUGAGUUUUAGAAAAGUCUGCAAAUUGAGUAAACUACAAGUGCACCUCCUCGAAGUAUUAGCCACGUAAUUGUGUUAUCAUUGUAAAUUUCAUUCCCAUCAUAUGUCAUUAAGUUGUAUAUCAAUAAAAUAAAGAUUGUUAUUUACUAAAGAACCAACCCCAA